CAGUUAUUGGCCCCCGGUUAUCAGGAGAUAUGGUACAGUCCUAGCGGUUCCCGCCAGACCUCCUUUCCACCCAGCACUGUGAGUUCAAUGGGAUGUUCCAAAUCAUCUCACAAUAGGGGGUAUUCAUGAAACCAGCCUGUUUGUGGAUGUCCAAUAGCAAAAGAGUUGGCUGAGUCCGAGACAGGCUAACCAAGCUCUUAAAUCUUAGGUGCCAUCAUUGCAAAAAGAAAAGAGUGUGAUGUGAGUUUGUUUAACUCUACUCUCAUGUUGCAGGGCCACUGUUUCUACCAUGGUGAGGUCCGAGGUGUGGAGGGGUCCAGUGUAGCACUCAGCACCUGCUCAGGUCUCAGGUAAGAGUUUACACAGGUAACACUGCUGAUGGAAGUGGUGAUCACUAACUGCAUGGAAUAGGACAGCACUCCAAAAGAUUCAUUCAUUUGAUUUUAAUGAUAAUUCAGCCAUGUAUUUGUCACACAAUCAUUCUCAAACAAACGCAAUAGGAGAGCAGGUACUGUCAAAAGACGAUGUAUUUAUUUACCAUGCACUGACUGUUGAGAUAUGCAGGCCAGUGUGUUUCUAGGUCAUUGGGUUCCAUGUUAAGUCAUUGAGGCAACAGCAUCAUCAGGGGUGGAGUUUAGAGGUGGGGGUCCAGCCAUGCUGUUGUUUCCUUUCUGGGUUCACAGAGGAGACAGUUGUAGGAGAAUAACAGACACAUGCAUUGACAGAACAUCUGCAGGAGGAGGAGUGCUCACACACGGCCCCAUAUCUGCAGGAAAGGAAUUAAUGAAUACAUCUCCCUGCUAUGUCCCCCGGACAGAACUGCAAACGCAGCAUAGAGCCCAGAGCGUGCAACGUGUGCGAGCGCGCACAGACACACACACACACACACAGCUGUAGAAAGCAUCUGGAGAAGGGUCGCCCACAGUCCCUGGUAUGAAUCCGCUCCCUGAUCCAAUCCUCACAGAGCCAGAACCUGCUAUGUGCUGGUUGUCUAUUGGGAGAAGCUGGAACAGCAUAGCCCAUGGUACACAGCAGGACGCCUACAGACCUACAGCUCUAUCUACCCCAGCAGACUGAGUGGAAACAUCAGAAAUCCCCACUGAAGAUCUCUCUCUCUCUCUCUCUCUCUCUCUCUCUCUCUCCUCUCCUCUCUCUAUCUAUCUAUCUAUCUAUCUAUCAUCUAUCAUCUCUAUCUAAUCUAUCAUCUAUAGAUCUAUCUAUCUAUCUACGAUCUAUCUAGUCUAUCUAUCGAUUAUCUAAUCUAGGCUAUCUAUCUAUCCAUCCUCCAUCCAUCCAUCCAUCCAUCCAUCCAUCCAUCCAUCCAUCCAUCCAUCAUCCAUCCAUCCAUCCAUCAUCCAUCCAUCCCAUCCAUCCAUCCAUCCUCAUCCAUCCAUCCAUCCAUCCAUCCAUCCAUCCAUCCAUCCAUCCAUCCAUCCAUCCAUCCAUCCAUCCAUCCAUCAUCCCCAUCCAUCCAUCCAUCCAUCCAUCCUCCAUCCAUCCAUCCAUCCAUCCAUCCAUCCAUCCAUCCAUCCAUCACAUCCAUCCAUCCAUCCAUCCAUCCAUCCAUCCAUCCAUCCAUCCAUCCAUCCAUCCAUCCAUCCAUCCAUCCAUCCAUCAUCCAUCCAUCCAUCCAUCCAUCCAUCCAUCCAUCCAUCCAUCCAUCCAUCCAUCCAUCCAUCCAUCCAUCCAUCCAUCCAUCCAUCCAUCCAUCCAUCCAUCCAUCCAUCCAUCCAUCCAUCCAUCCAUCCAUCCAUCCAUCCAUCCAUCCAUCCAUCCAUCCAUCCAUCCCUCCAUCCAUCCAUCCAUCCAUCCAUCCAUCCAUCCAUCCAUCCAUCCAUCUGGUAUCAGGAUUUAUAUACAUAGUUCAACAUACAGUCAACCAUAAUGUAGUUGUCUCAGACCUGACAUGCAAAUCCCAGCUGCUUCUAGUUUUUCAUUCUGCCACAUCUAACUUCUCGCAAUAGAUAUUUGAUGGAGUUUGAAACACCACUACUUUCCCCAGCUAUAAAAGUUUUAGUUAGUUAAGUAAUAUAAAUGUUUUAUGUUUACCUAGGGGACUGGUUACAGUGAACACCAGCGUCAGCUACCUGUUAGAACCCCUGCCCGCCGUCACCAUGGAUACACAGCCUCCUCACGCCGUGUUCCGAGCGGAGAACCUCCGUCUGCCCAAAGGAACCUGCGGGCAACGCCAUAGCAACCAGGGCCAGGGGGAGGGGCUAGGUGACCUCAUCCAGGGAAUGAUGUCACCGUGGGGUGGAAGGGUGAGUGGAGGAGGGAUAGAUAGACUGGUUGGUGUCUGAUAUGAUAACAACUAUCUUCUUCAGAGAAUGGGGAGUGCUGCUUUGUAUCAGUGAAAUAUCCAAGAAAUAUCAGCCAUUUGAAGUCCCAUGAAAAAUAGAGGCAUAACAUACUAUGAGUUGAUAAUAAAACAUUAUGGGGGGGGGGGUAUAUACAGUGGGGAGAACAAGUAUUUGAUACACUGCCGAUUUUGCAGGUUUUCCUACUUACAAAGCAUGUAGAGGUCUGUAAUUUUUAUCAUAUGUACACUUCAACUGUGAGAGACGGAAUCUAAAACCAAAAUCCAGAAAAUCACAUUGUAUGAAUUUUAAGUAAUUAAUUUGCAUUUUAUUGCAUGACAUAAGUAUUUGAUACAUCAGAAAAGCAGAACUUAAUAUUUGGUACAGAAACCUUUGUUUGCAAUUACAGAGAUCAUACGUUUCCUGUAGGUCUUGACCAGGUUUGCACACACUGUAGCAGGGAUUUUGGCCCACUCCUCCAUACAGACCUUCUCCAGAUCCUUCAGGUUUCGGGGCUGUCGCUGGGCAAUACGGACUUUCAGCUCCCUCCAAAGAUUUUCUAUUGGGUUCAGGUCUGGAGACUGGCUAGGCCACUCCAGGACCUUGUGGUGCUUCUUACGGAGCCACUCCUUAGUUGCCCUGGCUGUGUGUUUCGGGUCGUGUCAUGCUGGAAGACCCAGCCACGACCCAUCUUCAAUGCUCUUACUGAGGGAAGGAGGUUGUUGGCCAAGAUCUCGCGAUACAUGGCCUCACCCAUCCUCCCCUCAAUACGGUGCAGUCGUCCUGUCCCCUUUGCAGAAAAGCAUCCCCAAAGAAUGAUGUUUCCACCUCCAUGCUUCACGGUUGGGAUGGUGUUCUUGGGGUUAUACUCAUCCUUCUUCUUCCUCCAAACACGGCGAGUGGAGUUUAGACCAAAAAGCUAUAUUUUCGUCUCAUCAGACCACAUGACCUUCUCCCAUUCCUCCUCUGGAUCAUCCAGAUGGUCAUUGGCAAACUUCAGACGGGCCUGGACAUGCGCUGGCUUGAGCAGGGGGACCUUGCGUGCGCUGCAGGAUUUUAAUCCAUGACGGCGUAGUGUGUUACUAAUGGUUUUCUUUGAGACUGUGGUCCCAGCUCUCUUCAGGUCAUUGACCAGGUCCUGCCGUGUAGUUCUGGGCUGAUCCCUCACCUUCCUCAUGAUCAUUGAUGCCCCACGAGGUGAGAUCUUGCAUGGAGCCCCAGACCGAGGGUGAUUGACCGUCAUCUUGAACUUCUUCCAUUUUCUAAUAAUUGCACCAACAGUUGUUGCCUUCUCACCAAGCUGCUUGCCUAUUGUUCUGUAGCCCAUCCCAGCCUUGUGCAGGUCUACAAUUUUAUCCCUGAUGUCCUUACACAGCUCUCUGGUCUUGGCCAUUGUGGAGAGGUUGGAGUCUGUUUGAUUGAGUGUGUGGACAGGUGUCUUUUAUACAGGUAACGAGUUCAAACAGGAGGGCUUCUUAAAGAAAAACUAACAGGUCUGUGAUAGCUGGAAUUCUUACUGGUUGGUAGGUGAUCAAAUACUUAUGUCAUGCAAUAAAAUGCAAAUUAAUUACUUAAAAAUCAUACAAUGUGAUUUUCUGGAUUUUUGUUUUAGAUUCCGUCCCUCACAGUUGAAGUGUACCUAUGAUAAAAAAUUACAGACCUCUACAUGCUUUGUAAGUAGGAAAACCGGCAAAAUCGGCAGUGUAUCAAAUACUUGUUCUCCCCACUGUAUAUAUGUGUGUGGCGUGCGCUCAUACUUUUAACAAGUAAUAAUGCACUAUAAUAGUUGGGUAUAAAGUUCUCUAAUACGUCCUGAUAUUUCUCCAGGAGCGUAGAGACGUGGGCCAGAAUAUGAAGUAUGUAGAGCUGCUGCUGGUAGCUGACCAUGCUGAGGUAAGAGGCCAGACAUUUUACAUUGCCAUUUAUUCCAGUUAGUCAGUUGUAUCGGUGAGACGGUAGAAAGCAUGACCUCCAUUUCUUCUUUUGACCUGUGAUUCAUACUCCAAGGAAGAACUAGAUACCAUCUAUAACUCUGUUACAUCCCCCGAUCCCUUCAUCUCUCUAUGGUCAUAUCUCAACCACAUCCUCCACACUCCCCCCUAAUGAGAUCUAACAGUGUCUGUUCUAAAAUCCUUCAUUGCUGUCUGACGUGUCUGAUUGGUUGAGGCCAUCCUGCUGCCAUGACUCACGUCCUGUGUGAAAUUGUGUGUCUGUGUAGUUUCAGAAGCACGGCAGGGACUUAAAUAGGACGAAGAGGAAACUGCUGGAGGCGGCUAACUACGUAGACAAGGUGAGAAACACCGCCCCCACACACACUGUGGUUAAUUUGGAAGGUGGUUGGUCCCUGGUCUGGGGGCGUGCCUGGGUGGAGACAUAAUACACUAUCCUAAACAAUAGAAUACUGACAAAAGGCACCUAUCACAGCAUACUGCAAUUUUUGGGGGGAGAAUGACUGUGAGAAGGUCAGUUCUGAUGACUUUUUAUAAGGACAUUCUACUGCAAAAUGAAUGAAAAUAAAAUGACAUCUAAAAUAUAAUUUCCCCCCAAAAAUUAGCCCAAUAACAUAUAGGUCCAUAUUAUCAGGCAGGUGUGCUAGAUCACAAACUUUAGUUAGAAACAUAUUGAUAACUUAAAUGUCCCCCAAAAAAACUACGUUCCACUGGCACUCAGCCAACCAAGGAUCACGUAGUGUAAAAAUAAUGUAGGCCUAGCUGAGACACCUGACCCUGUUACAUUUAGCCCCGGCCUUCCCUAUGCAUUCAAUGCCACUGGCACAAUUGGCGAGUGCUAAUGCGCAUAAACCAUGCCGCUGCUAAACACUCUGGUUCUAAACACUCUGGUUCUAAACACUCUGGUUCUAAACACUCUGGUUCUAAACACUCUGGUUCUAAACACUCUGGUUCUAAACACCCUGGUUCUAAACACUCUGGUUCUAAACACUCUGGUUCUAAACACUCUGGUUCUAAACACUCUGGUUCUAAACACUCUGGUUCUAAACACUGGUUUGAAAAACUAUUGUUCGAAAAACGAUGGUUCUAAAAUGGUGCAUUUUAGGACUACUAAUUUCUUGGAUUUGAGAAAUAAGUGUAGCCUGAUAACACUAGAAAGAAAUUUGAAUGCGCCUCGAGAUGAAUAUUAUUUUCUCGCAUAGAAUGCGACAGGUUGAACAAUUGAAUAGGUAAACUAUUCUACUAUGGGGUUGUUUGAUUUAGCUGUUGCAAUUUUUCAUUAGAUAAUUCAAAUAACCAUAUCUACCGGGUCUCAGCUCCGUCUGGCUCUCAUUUGGAUGAUAGAUGCCAGGUCUCGUACCCGGCAGGACCCGGCCCAAUUUAACCCCUGCACACACACACACACACACACACACACACACACACACACACACACACACACACACACACACACACACACACACACGUUUGCUACUGUAUCCUCACUGAACAUAAUUAACAAUGAUAAUGUACUUCUAUAUUAGUCAAAUGAUCUUUGGGCUGUGUGUUUGUGCAGUACUACAAGUCUCUAAGUAUCCGUGUGGCAGUAAUCGGUCUGGAGGUGUGGUCUGAUCAGGACAGGAUCAGUGUGUCUGGUAACCCCUACAGUACCCUGGGAGCUUUCCUGGCCUGGAGACGCAAACAGCUACACACACUACCUAACGACAACGCUCAACUCAUCACGUUAGUGUUACACGCACGCACGCACACUCACUCUCACACACACACACACUCCUCAAUGACAUUACUCAGCUCAUAACAUUAGUGUUUACACACACUCCUUACUACACUCUCCUUUAAUCCAUCCAUCCUUAAUCCAUCUCUCUUUCCUUCCAUUAAGACCAUUCAGUGGAACUACAAAGCUGUUUUUUUUUGUUUCCUCAGGGGCGUGUCGUUUCAGGGCACCACCAUUGGGCUGGCCCCUCUCAGAGCCAUGUGCUCAGAGUACCAGUCAGGGGGAGUCAACUCAGUAAGACUGCAACAGAACUCUGUCAUUUGAGAUUUGACCAUAGCCAAUAGCAGCCCACUAAAGAUUUUUCUAAAGUUGUAAUAAAGUUGUGAUGUAUUUGUAAUAUCACACAUAGAUGUACAACCAAGCAAACAUGAAAUGCAUGUCCCUUUGACUUUCAAUACGGGAAUCCACCUCUAACCAUUUACCUCUACCCCUUGACCUCUGCCCCCUGCAGGACCACUCUGACAGUGCUGUGGGCGUGGCAGCGACCAUGGCCCACGAGAUGGGGCAUAACUUUGGCAUGAGCCACGACAGCCCUGGGUGCUGCCAGGCCAAGGCUGAUGAUGGAGGCUGCAUCAUGGCUGCUGCCACUGGGUGAGAGAAUCUAUCUAUGUUGAAAAGCUCUUUCUUAUUAAAGAUAUUUUAUUUCAAUGAGAAUAAACCUGUAUAAAUAAAGGUUAAAUAACCAAUGAUAUAAUGAUUGAUCCUGCUUUGUAAAAUAUAGUCCUGGGACACGUUCAGCUGAGCAAAAUGUUGUGGAAUAUUAAUGUCUGUAUAGAAAUAUAUUACAUAGAACAGACUUUCUUCUCUGACAUGUAGAGUAGAAGGAAUCAUGUAAAGUCUAUUCAUGCCUUUUUCUAUCUGCAACGUGUCGCAACGUUGCACCUUACUGAAUACACCCCUGGUGUGUGUGUCGCAGCCACCCGUUUCCGCGUGUGUUUAAUGACUGUAACCAGCGGGAGCUGAGCAGGUACCUGAGCUCCGGAGGGGGGAAGUGUCUGUUCAACCUCCCCAACACCAGAGCCAUGUACGGGGGGCAGCGCUGUGGGAACGGGUACCUGGAGGAUGGAGAGGAGUGUGACUGUGGAGACGAGGAGGUGAGGGGGGAGUGUGUGCGUGUGCUUGUGCGUGUGCGAGUGUGUGUACUGAUUAUUCAUCCUCUCUCUGUAGGAGUGUUCCAGUCCCUGCUGUAAUGCCAACAACUGUACUCUGAAGGCUGGAGCAGAGUGUGCCCAUGGAGUCUGCUGCCACAACUGUAAGGUACUGUACACACUGUCCUCUCUCUUUCUUUCUGGUUGUCCUCUCUCUCUGUCUCUGUCUCUCUCUCUAUCCUCCACCCUUUCUCUGUCUCCUCCUCCAAUAUCUCUUUCUCUCUGUGUUGUGUCGUUUGAUAGUCUACACUGUCCCCCCUCUCUCUCUCUCUCUCUCUCUCUCUCUCUCUCUCUCUCUCUCUCUCUCUCUCUCUCGCUCUCUCUCGCUCUCUCUCGCUCUCUCUCUCGCUCUCUCUCUCUCUCUCUCUCUACAAUUUCAAUUCAAAGGGCUUUAUUGGCAUGGGAAACAUGUUUACAUUGCCAAAGCAAGUGAAAUAGAUAAUAAACUAAAGUGAAAUAAAAAAUGAACAGUAAACAUUACACAAAAGUUCCAAAAGAAUAAAGACAUUUCAAAUGUCAUAUUAUGUCUAUAUACAGUGUUGUAAUGAUGUGCAAACAGUUAAACUACAAAAGGGAAAAUAAAUAAAUAUGGGUUGUAUUUACAAUAGUGUUUGUUCUUCACUGGUUGCCCUUUUCUUGUGGCAACAGGUCACAAAUCUUGCUACUGUGAUGGCACACUGUGGUAUUUCACCCAAUAGAUAUGGGAGUUUAUCGAAAUUGGGUUUGUUUUCGAAUUCUUUGUGGAUCUGUGUAAUCUGAGGGAAAUAUGUGUCUCUAAUAUGGUCAUACAUUUGGCAGGAGGUUAGGAAGUGCAACUCAGUUUCCACCUCAUUUUGUGGGCAGUGUGCACAUAGCCUGUCUUCUCUUGAGAGCCAGGUCUUCUCAAUAGCAAGGCCAUGCUCACUGAGUCGGUACAUAGUCAAAGCUUUCCUUAAUCUCUGUUUAGGACCAAAUAGCAUUAUAGUUUGCUCCGUUUUUUUGUUAAUGCUUUACAAUGUGUCAAGUAAUGAUCUUUUUGUUUUCUCAUGAUUUGGUUGGGUCUAAUUGUGUUGCUGUCCUGGGGCUAUGUGGGGUCUGUGUUUGUGAACAGAGCCCCAAGACCAGCUUGCUUAGGGGCUCUUCUCCAGGUUCAUCUCUCUGUAGGUGAUGGCUUUGUUAUGGAAGGUUUGGGAAUCGCUUCCUUUUAGGAUUUUAAUAAUUCUGCUCUGCAUGCAUUAUUUGGUGUUUUACAUUGUACAUGGAGGAUAUUUUUUGCAGAAUUCUGCAUGCAGAAUUCACAUUUUGUGAAUUCUUGGUUGGUGAGCGGACCCCAGACCUCACAACCAUAAAGGGCAAUGGGUUCUAUAACUGAUUCAAGUAUUUUUAGCCAGGUCCUAAUUGGUAUGUUGAAUUUUAUGUUCCUUUUGAUGGCAUAGAAGGCCCUUCUUGCCUUGUCUCUCAGAUCGUUCACAGCUUUGUGGAAGUUACCUGUUGCGCUGAUGUUUAGGUAUGUAUCGUUUUUUGUGUGCUCUAGGGCAACGGUGUCUAGAUGGAAUUUGCAUUUGUGGUCCUGGCAACUGGACCUUUUUUUGGAACACCAGGGAUUUACUGUAAGGGCCCAGGUCUAACAGAGUCUAUGCAGAAGAUCUAGGUUCUGCAGUAGGCCCUCCUUGGUUGGGGACAGAAGCACCAGAUCAUCAGCAAACAGUAGACAUUUGACUUAAUAUUCUAGUAUGGUGAGGCUGGGUGCUGCAGACUGUUCUAAUGCCCUCACCAAUUAGUUGAUAUACAGUUGAAGUCGGAAGUUUACAUACACUUAGGUUGGAGUCAUUAAAACUAAUUUUUCAACCACUCCACACAUUUCUUGUUAACAAACUAUAGUUUUGGCAAGUCGGUUAGGACAUCUACUUUGUGCAUGACACAAAUACAUUUUCCAACAAUUGUUUACAGACAGAUUAUUUCACUUAUAAUUCACUGUAUCACAGUUCCAGUGGGUCAGAAGUUCACAUACACUAAGUUGACUGUGCCUUUAAACAGCUUGGAAAAUGCCACAAAAUGAUGUCAUGGCAUUAGAAGCUUCUGAUAGGCUAAUUGACAUCAUUUGAGUCAAUUGGAGGUGUACCUGUGGAUGAAUUUCAAGGCCUACCUUCAAACUCAGUGCCUCUUUGCUUGACAUCAUGGGAAAAUCAAAAGAAAUCAGCCAAGACCUCAGAAAAACAAAUGUAGACCUCCACAAGUCUGGUUCAUCCUUGGGAGCAAUUUCCAAACGCCUAAAGGUACCACGUUCAUCUGUACAAACAAUAGUACGCAAGUAUAAACACCAUGGGACCACACAGCCGUCAUACCGCUCAGGAAGGAGACGCGUUCUGUCUCCUAGAGAUGAACGUACUCAGAACAACAGCAAAGGACCUUGUGAAGAUGCUGGAGGAAACGGGUACAAAAGUAUCUAUAUCCACAGUAAAACGAGUCCUAUAUCGACAUAACCUGAAAGGCCGCUCAGCAAGGAAGAAGCCACUGCUCAAAGCCACCUUAAAAAAGCCAGACUACGGUUUGCAACUGCACAUGGGGACAAAGAUCAUACUUUUUGGAGAAAUGUCCUCUGGUCUGAUGAAACAAAAAUAGAACUGUUUGGCCAUAAUGACCAUCGUUAUGUUUGGAGGAAAAAUGGGGCCCUUGCAAGCCGAAGAACACCAUCCCAACCGUGAAGCACAGGGGUGGCAGCAUCGUGCUGUGGGGGUGCUUUGAUGCAGGAGGGACUGGUGCACUUCACAAAAUAGAUGGCAUCAUGAGGAAGGAAAAUUAUGUGGAUAUAUUGAAGCAACAUCUCAAGACAUCAGUCAGGAAGUUAAAGCUUGGUCGCAAAUGGGUCUUCCAAAUGGACAAUGACCCCAAGCAUACUUCCAAAGUCGUGGCAAAAUGGCUUAAGGACAACAAAGUCAAGGUAUUGGAGUGGCCAUCACAAAGCCCUGAGCUCAAUCCUAUAGAAAAGUUGUGGGCAGAACUGAAAAGGCGGUUGCGAGCAAGGAGGCCUACAAACCUGACUCAGUUACACCAGCUCUGUCAGGAGGAAUGGGCCAAAAUUCACCCAACUUAUUGUGGGAAGCUUGUGGAAGGCUACCCGAAACGUUUGACUCAAGUUAAACAAUUUAUAGGCAAUGCUACCAAAUACUAAUUGAGUGGAUGUAAACUUCUGACCCACUGGGAAUGUGAUGAAAUAAAUAAAUAAUUCUCUCUACUAUUAUUCUGACAUUUCACAUUCUUAAAAUAAAGUGGUGAUCCUAACUGACCUAAGACAGGGAAUUUUUACUAGGAUUAAAUGUCAGGAAUUGUGAAAAACUGAGUUUAAAUGUAUUUGGCUAAAGUGUAUGUAAACUUCCGACUUCAACUGUAUAUGUUGAAGAGGGUGGGUCUUAAGCUGCAUCCCUGUUUCACCCCACGGCCCUGUGGAAAGAAAUGUGUGUUUUUUGCUAAUUUUUACCGCACACUUGUUUGUGUACAUGGAUUUUAUAAUGUCGUAUGUUUUUCCCCCAACACCACUUUCCAUCAAUUUGUAUAGCAGACCCUCAUGCCAAAUUGAGUCAAAAAAUUUUUUAAAUCAACAAAGCAUGAGAAUACUUUGCAUUUGUUUUGGUUUGUUUGUUUGUCAAUUAGGGUGUGCAGGGUGAAUACGUGGUCUGUCGUACAGUAAUUCGGUAAAAAGCCAAUUUGACAUUUGCUCAGUACAUUGUUUUCACUGAGGAAAUGAACUAGUCUGCUGUUAAUGAUAAUGCAGAGGUUUUUCCCAAGGUUGCUGUUGACGCAUAUCCCACGGUAGUUAUUGGGGUCAAAUUUGUCUCUACUUUUGUGGAUUGGGGUGAUCAGUCCUUGGUUCCAAAUCUUGGGGAAGAUGCCAGACCUGAUGAUGAUGUUAAAGAGUUUAAGUAUAGCCAAUUAGAAUUUGUGGUCUGUAUAUUUUAUAUUACACCACAGGCCUUUUUGGGUUGGAGGGUUUGUAUUUUGUCCUGUAGUUCAUUCAAUGUAAUUGGCGAAUCCAGUGGGUUCUGGUAGUCUUUAAUAGCUGAUUCUAAGAUUUGUAAUUGAUCUCUCUCUCUCUCUCUCUUCCUCCAAUAUCUCUGUCUCUGUCUCUGUCUCUCUCUCUCUCUCUCUCUCUCUCUCUCUCUCUCUCUCUCUCUCUCUCUCUCUCUCUCUCUCUCUCUCUCUCUCUCUCUCUCUCUCUCUCUCUCUCUCUCUUCCUCCAAUAUCUCUCUCUCGCUCUCUAGUUGAAGAGUCCAGGUGUGUUGUGUCGUAUUCCAUCAGGGUCAUGUGACCUACCCGAGUACUGUGAUGGGAAGGUGGAGUCUUGUCCUGCUAACUUAUACCUGGUGGAUGGUACUUCCUGUGCCGGGGGGCGGGCCUACUGCUACACUGGCAUGUGUCUCACCCUGGAGCAGCAGUGUCAAUCACUCUGGGGGCGGGGUUAGUACCUGUCAAUCACUCCAGGGCGGAGUUAGUAGGAGUGUUAUUGCAUCCUGUUAUAAAGUAAUGGAUUGCUUUUACAGCACUUUUCAAUAUAACGCUCCCCUAUUGAAAUCCAUUGUCUGGUCCAAAACCAGUCCUUAGCCCCACUUUGGUGUCUGCGGCUUCCACAAUAUUGCUCACACAUAUCCGGGUCCUUCAGACUGGAGAAGGAUUAGGACUGAGUUCUCUGUUUGGUGUCACUAUCAGAGAUCUUCACAGGACAGGCUUUACCUGACCACAGGAACAUCUGUCUGCUAGCAGGCGGUCAUAUAACACUGUGUGUGUUCUGUCCUCUCUAGAUGGCCGUCCUGCUCCAGACCUGUGCUUUAAGAAGGUGAACGAGGCAGGAGACUCCUUUGGGAACUGUGGCAAAGACCUGGUGGGGAAAUACAGAGGAUGCAGGGACAGGUGAGGAGACACACAGUUACCCCAUGUGAUUGUCUUUUCCUAAAACUUCUAUUUACCGUUUUAUGUAUCUUCCAUCCCUACAUGUACAAAUCCAUGUGACCUUUCUGUUGUUUCAGGGAUGCUAGGUGUGGUAAGAUCCAGUGUGUGAGUUCAGCCUCCAAGCCCCUAGAGACUAACGCUGUUCCCAUCGACACCACGGUCCGAGUGGGGAACAGGAAGAUCCUCUGUAGGGGGACACACGUUUACCGACCAGGCCAGGGGGACGAGGGACAGGGGGACACACUGGACCCAGGACUGGUCAUGACUGGGACCAAGUGUGGAGAGGACUCGGUGAGGAGGGGAGAGGAGAAGGGAGGAGUGGUUGGAGGGUGUGUGUGUGUGCGCUCUGGGCUCAAUGCUGCGUUUGCAGUUCUGUUUGCAGUUCUGUUUGCAGUUCUGUUUGCAGUUCUGUUUGCAGUUCUGUCCAGGGAGAUGUAUUACUUAAUUCCUUUCCUGCAGAUGUGUGUGUCCUCAUCCUGCAGAUGUUCUGUCAGUGCAUGUGUCUGUAUAUUUUAGUCCUCUAAGACUGUUGUGGCAGGAUGGACUGGACUAUCUACUUAUGAUAAUGACUAUUUCUCUCUCUCUCUCUCUUCUCUCUCUCUCUCUCUCCUCUCUCUCUCUCUCCUCUCUCUCUCUAGCUCUCUCUCGAGAGCGUAAGGAGAGGUAUCUGCUAUCUGGGCGAUGACUAGACUCGAUGCUAUCUCUCUCUUCUCUUCAGCUCGAGCGAUCGCAACUAUUCGCUCCUAUCUCGCUCUUAUUCCCUCUGUCCUCAUCCUCCUCUCUCUUCCUCCAUGACGCUCAUCGGCUAGCCUCGCAUAGUCAUGAUCUAGCCUCGAAGCGUCUCUCUCUAGUACACAUCCUUCUCUGAGUAUCCGCUGAUCGCUGCUCUCUCUUCUCUCGCUUCUUCUCUCUAUCUGAUUCUCUAUCAGUUCCGUCUCUCUCUCGUCUCUCAUCUCUCUCUCUCUCAUCUCUCUCUCUCUCUCUCUCUCUCAUCUUUCUCUCUCUCUCUCUCUCAUCUUCUCUUCUCUCUCUCUCCUCCCCUAUCUCUCCGCUCAUCCUCUCCUCUCCUUCCUUCUCUUCUCCACCAGAUCCCUUUCCUGGAGUCCGCAACAGUCUUUUCUGGAGUCCGCCGGUUGAGUGCAAUGCCAAGUGCCACGGCCAUGGGGUAUGGGAGGGCUGGGUGUGUGAUAGGGGAAGCGUAUGUGAGUGAUGUGUGAAGGGUAGGUAGGCGUAUGGGCUACUGUAGGAAGGUGCUGGGUCUGAGGUUAUGGACUCAGGGGUUUAAUAAAGCUGUUAUAACACAUGAUAUAGAGUAGGAGGAAUAUUGAAAGGUUGUCAGUGUUGAAACCGUGUUGUGGUUUCUUCUUCUCUCUCUCUAUCUGUGUAACAACAACAACCACUACUUAUCUCUCCUCCUCCUCUCUCUCUCUCUCUCUCUCUCUCUCUGUCUCUCUCUCUCUCUCUCUCUCUCUCUCUCUCUCUCUCUCUCUCUGUCUCUCUCUCUGUGUAACAACAACCACUACUUAUCUCUCCUCUCCUCCUCCUCUGUUCUCUCUCUAGCUGUGUAACAACAACCACCACUGCCACUGUGACUCAGGCUGGGCCCCUCCCCUGUGUGACCAGGAGGGGACAGGAGGGAGUAUCGACAGUGGCCCUGUCAUCAACCACAGUAUGUUAUCAAUCAACCAACCAGUCACUCAAAUAAUGAUUCAGUCAGUCAAUUAAAUCUAAUAACUGAUGUGGUGUUGCAAAAGACUACUAGGUUUAAACAACAUGUAUUUCAUUAUUGGUUUUCAAGUCAUAUCUUCCAGGUUUGCUCUGACCUCUGUUGUUUAUGUUGUUUGUGUUUCUAGGCAGUCUACUUCCUGUCCUGUUGCUCCUCCCCCUGGUUCUCUUCGUCCUAUUGGCUGCUGUGGGACGAUGGUGCUGCUACAGCCAUAAACUACAUAAAAACCUUCCUCUCAAGACCUCGGUCCCACCACCCAAGACAAUGUGUGUAACUGUUUUUCUGUUGUUUUUACAUCUUUAACUGUUUGGAUUUUUCUUAUUUUAUUCAAGGCAAAUAUGCAACAUAGACAUUGCAGAGUAAUGAGUGCUCCUGAGUAAUGAGUGCUCCUGAGUGGCGCAGUGGUCUAAGGCACUGCAUCGCAGUGCUAACUGUGCCACUAGAGAUCCUGGUUCGAAUCCAGGCUCUGUCGCAGCCGGCCGCGACCGGGAGACUCAUGGGCGGCGCACAAUUGGCCCAGGGUCGUCCAGGGUAGGGGAUGGAAUGGCCGGCAGGGAUGUAGCUCAGUUGAUAGAGCAUGGCGUUUGCAACGCCAGGGUUGUGGGUUCGAUUCCCACGGGGGGCCAGUAUAUAAAAAAAAAUGUAUUCACUAACUGUAAGUCGCUCUGGAUAAGAGCGUCUGCUAAAUGACUAAAAUGUAAAUGUAAUCAACAUCUCAAAUGUAACUUCAAGAAUGAAAAACACUGUUUGACUCCACAGUUGUCCAGUCAGUUGUUCAGUCCCUGCUGAAGCCAAACAUCUACAAGCCAACAGUCUUGCCAAUGGUCACCUUGCCAACAGUCUUGUCAACGGUCACCUUGCCAACGGUCAUGCCAACAGUCACCUUGACAACAGAAAUGCAAACGGCCAUGCCAACCCUACCUUCCUACUGAAGAGACAGGGCUCAGACAAACUGGUAAGGGGAUCUGUUCAUUCACCAGAGUACUUUGUAUGUACAGUACAGUCAAUACUAAAAAGGGUACUCUUGACAGGUAAAUAACUAAAUUAAAUGUUUUAAGUUCUGACAGUAAUGCUCUGAGUGAUUGUGUUUGUCCUCCACAGAGUCAGUCCAGUCCUCGCCCCAGCCCCUCCACCAGGACCAGGCACACUGUCUUCCGUCCCACAGUUAAACCCCCUCCUAUACCUGCUUACGUAGCCCAGCAGAGACAGGCUCUAUCCCAGCCCCAGCCUCAACCCUCCCUCCAGCCCAAGCCCCAACCCUCUCUCCAGCCUCUGCCACAGCCCAAGCCCCAACCCUCUCUCCAGCCUCUGCCACAGCCCAAGCCCCAACCCUCUCUCCAGCCUCUACCACAGCCCAAGCCCCAACCCUCUCUCCAGCCUCUGCCACAGCCCAAGCCCCAACCCUCUCUCCAGCCUCUACCACAGCCCAAGCCCCAACCCUCUCUCCAGCCUCUGCCACAGCCCAAGCCCCAACCCUCUCUCCAGCCUCUGCCAAAGCCCAAGCCUAAACCUCCUCCCAUCCUCAGCUACCUAGCCCAGCAGAAAGGACCCCUCCCGCCCCUUCCCCCAGCCAUCCUGCCCCCCAGUGCCAAGUCCUCCCCCUCAACACCUCACACACACAGACCUGACCCCCCCAACAGACCCCCGCCCCCCCGCCCCCCUGCCCGCUCUCCAAACCCCAAAUAUCAUUGGACGUGUUACAGAGAGGAGUCCAAUCUGGCGCCACCUGGUGGACAGAAGUAACCCAGCAGGUAAGAACAGAUUUUUUUGUUAGGGUGUGUCCCAAAUGGCACCCUUUUUCCUUUAUAUGGCACUAAUUUUGACUCUUAUUUUCUGUUCUAGAUUCCAAAGCAACAGAAAAGUUAUGGUUAAUUAUCAAAAGAUCUGUUAUUUUCACUCCAUUUCAUGAUGUUCCACUUUCUUUUCUAGAUCCCAAAACAAGAUCUCAGGGAGGAGU
Molecule: messenger RNA, 15774 nt
Organism: Coregonus sp. 'balchen'
Lineage: Eukaryota; Metazoa; Chordata; Actinopteri; Salmoniformes; Salmonidae
Source: the annotation of a GenBank genome assembly